AUUAUUUGAACUUUCGAAGCGCAAUGUAUAACAUGUGCGUUACUAUUGCAAGUAAGUGUCGCAUGUGAUAGAAGUUAUUCAUCAAGUAUUUGAGAGAUAUUGCGGAACAAGCGUUUUGUCAGAGUAAUACAGCUAACCAACAUAUUAGAACCAGAACACAUCUGAUGACAAGCUAUUUCUCAUUCUCGUUAAUAUGAUAUUAUCACAUACUGUCUCACUUCUGGAGUUAUGAGCGGAUGUAUUUUGAAUUAUUGUUUGGCAUUCAAAUUAAGUUGGAUACUAUUCUAUCAUGUAUAUGCUCUAAAAGAGGAAUCUAACAAUCUACUCAACGGUUCUUCAAUUGGUAUCUGGAAAACUACUAACAGCCAUGUUAAUUUGUCAAUCCUUAAACCUAAUUUUACUACAUUGGACUAUGUUUUCACAUCUGUUAAUGUUACACCGAAAUCAAAGCUUACAACAUCAAACGUCACCGUUAUUUUCGAAGAUAUGUCGACUACCAAACUUUCGAAUUCUACUAAGCAGUUGGGUAAAUUUUUAUCAGAGAAAACUGCAGAGGUUAGACGUAUAACAACUGGAACACAUACUAUCCAAGAGGAAGAAGUUGCUGAAAUCAACGAGUUUGAAAACAACAAAUUAGGCGAAAGUUCUAUCCAUUCAGGCGAUUCACAUGCUGAUCUAAUACAAGAGCCACGAAGAAAAGAUUUCGAGGAUAGUGGGCCACAGAUAGAUCCCGAACAGUCUAUAUCCGACAGAAAGCAUUCUGAGUCUAAAAAACCCAACGGGUUCAUAUAUCAAGGUGACUCUGGUACUGUAGUUCACAAUAAAUUAUAUACUCCCGAUAUAUCCGUGAGUUACGUCCUCGUACUAUGCUGCAUUCUAGUUAUGCUUAUUCUGUGCAUUUGGAAACCUCUUUGUCAUAUUUUGUACAAUAUAUACGGUGGGUGUUGUUCACGUUCUCGUGUUAGUAGAAUUGAUCUGAAUAGUAAAUUGGCAUAUCGUCAUUUAAAUACAGAGGAGUUUUAAAUCCGUUGAUACUAUCAUUGCACAUAUCAUAUUACUUGUUGCACUGGAUAUUUAUUUAUUCGUACAUACACGAACAUUUGUUUAUUUUCUUUUACAUGUAUGCAUCACACUUAUUCUUUUCCUCACUGUUCACAAACAUCUCUCACUUAUUUGUUGUUUAGAAUUCUUUUAUAUUCCUCUAAAUUAUUUUGUACAUGAGUAUGAUAAAUAUAUUCUAAGUCAAAUUCGAUAAUUUUAAUCUUUAAUUUUCUUUAUUAUCAAUGUGUUUUCGAUUGCAUGCUAUUUGAAGUGAAUAGCUCUUUUUUAUUGGGGAAUUUUCAUAUGACGGAUAAAUGAAGUUUUAUUAUAAAGAUACAGUUUGUAUGACGGUUACACGUUAAUCAUCUACUUAUCUGACUAUACAAGCCAGAAAAGAAUUGACCGACCGGAAAACCCUGUUAUUCUUAAUGAUAAUGUCUUCAACACAUAUUAGACAAAUUUCGAAUAAAUGUGACUGUCUGUUUGAGUUUUUCUGUGAACCAGAUCUAUUCAGUUCUACCCAUCAAAUUCUUGUUAAUCGUGUAGAUUUUCUAUUAAAACUAUUUCAGUGUUGUAUAUUUCACUGAAUAAAAAAUGAUAUAAUAUGGUUCUGGUGCUUUCAUAGUAACCUGUCCUCUAUCUGUCAGCAACCUUUCACAUAUUGAUGUAUAGAAUCUAUUCAUUAAAUAAAUUUCAUUCAUUAAACGUCACCAUUUUAGAACCAUCCUGAUUUAUACCAACUAAUCUAAGAACCGAAUCAUAUAAUUAUGAAAAUCCAAGUCCAUUGUAUGGUUUUAUUUAGUGUUCGUAAGUUGUCAAAUAACACUUGUUCUACUAAUGUGACUUUACUAAAAACAGAGAAAUUUAAUAUUGUAUUAAAUCCCUAUAUUAAUACUUGAGUGAUAAUUGUACGAACAAGUGUUAAUAAGUUUUUUUUUAUUUACCAAGCUGAUAAAAUGCUACUACAUCGUCAA
This is a messenger RNA of Schistosoma spindalis, 2015 nucleotides long. The record is from the annotation of a GenBank genome assembly. NCBI's taxonomy places the organism in Eukaryota, Metazoa, Platyhelminthes, Trematoda, Strigeidida, Schistosomatidae.